AUGCAUGACUACUAUGCCGAGCGUCUGGGAUAUGGCCGCCACCGCAGUCAAUUACAAUCCAUGUGCUGCCCUCCGCAGCCAAUAUACUACGACGACUUCGGAGAGAGAGUCCUGGCAAUGCAGUUAGCCAAAACCCUUCAACCAAGAAAAUACGACAGCGAAGUCGAUUCUGACGAUGAAAACGACGUGGACAAAGCGAUCAGUGCGCAUGUCCGAGCUACGAUAGAGUACGAGACAAUCAAGGGAAAAUAUGAUGACGCCAAAAAGAAAGUCGACGAAUGUGCAGCAAAAGUCAAGGCGGCUAAAAGGAGGGCAAAGAAGGAUCGCACAAUAUCGAUGGGUGCUGACUUCCACAUGUGUCAGAAACUGUCUGCUCCACGUGUGAGCAGAGUACAUAUGAGGGUCCAAAAUGAAUUCAUAAGAGCUGAAACUUUCCAGAGACCUAAUUGCCGUAAAGAAAACAAAGGUCAAUUUUUCGUCGCAGUCACAAUGAGCAUCGAUGAUUCUGGCAAUGCUGCAAGCUUUGGCGAUCCCCCGGCCAGACGUGUUCUUCAUCACCAACCCAGUGUUGCGGAGGACGAGUCUCCUUGUCAAGGUAAAACUUUGCUGCGGGCUAAGUCUAGUGGCGACGAUCUGGAUCAACGACAGCUUCCGACCGGAGAUUGGCGUACAAGUCGUUACCGCAAUGACGGAAAUGACGGCGACGGUUCCAGCUCAUCCGCUGCGCCUACUGUAGGUGGUGGAUCCGGGAAAAACAACAGGGCAAAUACUGUGCAUGUGAAUGGAGGGUUGCACUGUGUCCAAGCUCUGCAAAGAGUCAUUGUAUUCCGUGUACUUCCACGAUACGCAGAGAGCGAAGCUCAGCCAAGCGACAUGCGCACGAUAUACCUGGAGUAUGUAGUUCGUCUGAUUGAAGACGGCUUCAGAGAGACAUCAGAGCUGAGGCUAAACAGCUCGCACGUAACCAUGCUGAAGAAGAUCGUAUCCUUAUCGAAAAUCAACAGCAUCGCGACUUUUGAGCCAUUACCAGAGCAUAAUGAGUCGCAUGUCGGUCCGUAUGGGGUCGAAGUGCCGUUGCAUUGGGACUUUGUCGUCAAAGUGACCGAGUUUACAGUCGCCGUGAAAGUGGAUACGGUAAAGGAGAGCUGUUCGAAUGCAGAUCAGGCUGUUAACCUACCUGGUGAGGUUUUUGUUCGGCCCAAACAUGAUUAG
Didymella exigua CBS 183.55 is the source of this 1212-nucleotide messenger RNA. RefSeq lists its product as uncharacterized. NCBI's taxonomy places the organism in Eukaryota, Fungi, Ascomycota, Dothideomycetes, Pleosporales, Didymellaceae. The transcript is spliced from 6 exons. The record is from RefSeq and is a predicted model, not a curated record. Bases 1 to 1212 code for a protein of 403 amino acids.